Molecule: messenger RNA, 645 nt
Organism: Lentinula edodes (shiitake mushroom)
Lineage: Eukaryota; Fungi; Basidiomycota; Agaricomycetes; Agaricales; Omphalotaceae
Exons: 1
Coding region: 195-557 (120 amino acids)
Source: RefSeq, a predicted model, not a curated record
AACUGAACCACCUCAGUACACACUCCGGUCUCCAGACUUGCACCAGAAUCAAGGUUGCAUUCGAUGUUAAUAUGUAGCUGGUUCGAGCGUAGCGGCAGAGCCACUGUUCAAGAUUAAGUCAAUUGCAGUAGUUCCGACUUCAAAUAUUUCUGCAACAGGAUAUAGUUCUUCAGCUUCAUGCAGAAUUGAUCACAAUGUGUCACGCACGAUGCUCUGUAAGAGUAGUCGACAGCGUCUCCGUUGACCAUGUGUACGAAGCACUUCCAUCGACACUCGUGACGGGAUACCCUUCGACUUGGAUAUAUUCACUGUUAAUAAUAUCUUCGCCAUAUACAGUCAUGGUAUUUCCAUUCGUGGUCGUCGUCCCCACUACACUGUAUGAAUACACUAAAGUGGGUGUGGAUAGCGGUGUGGGUAUAUCCAAAGUGUCUAGAGGCGUUUGGGCUUCAAAAAUAGUUACAGUCCUUGUUGCCGGCAUCGCAUCAGCAGGAAUCACUGACACUGCUGCGAGCAAUAUAUGUACCUACAUGUUUUCGGCUGUCAGAAUUGGACGGUGAUAUUCAAUUUACAGACCUACCUACGAUCUCUAUAGCGUGGUAUAUCGAGUAAAAAGCUACCAUGGUAAACGUCUGCAGACGUCUGCCC